Molecule: messenger RNA, 798 nt
Organism: Vigna angularis (adzuki bean)
Lineage: Eukaryota; Viridiplantae; Streptophyta; Magnoliopsida; Fabales; Fabaceae
Exons: 1
Coding region: 230-583 (117 amino acids)
Source: RefSeq, a predicted model, not a curated record
CCAACUUUUUCAAACCUUAGCCUCUUUCCUGGAAGCUCCCUCCUUGACCAACAUCCUCCAUGACCCACCUCUAUAAAAAGGCUUCAUCAACUUGUUCAUUUUAUAUUCAACGAAUGCUGUGUGUUGUGAACCAUAGAGACAUUAUAAACACACAUCUCCACUUUUUGGUUUUGUUCUUGUUUGUGUUGUGUCUAGUACGUAGUAGCACAUUGACACCCCCAAUUGGACCAUGAAGAACAAAAGGGCAAGUAGAAGGGACAAAAAGGAGAUCAAAGUCACUUAUAUUUCGAGCCCCGUGAAGGUGAAGACUAGUGCCUCUAAUUUUAGGGCACUCGUGCAAGAACUCACUGGCCAAUACUCCAAUCUUGCUGAAACCUCCAUGCCCAUGGAAGACGAAAAUGAACACUUGGAGAGACUCGUUCACCGUAAAACUCGUCAAAGUGAGCCUCAACAAUGGAGGGUGGAUGACGGCACCAACUUCAUGAUCAGACCUGAGUAUAAUGAAUUUCUCUCGAGAUCCUUCAUGGAGCCAUUCAACCAACAACAACUUCAAUACGAUUUGAUGACUUUCGACAUGUCGUAGGUUUUGGUUGUUGUACCAUAUGCAUUGAUAUAUAAUAUAUAUAUGAACCUCUAUGUUUGAUUUUGAUCUUGGUUUAUGAUCUAUUGUUGAAUUAGUGAUUAUGUGAAUAGAAAUUAAAAGGGGUUCGUGUAUGUAUACGGAUUCUUAGUUGUAGUUAUUUAGAUUGUGGGAUGGAGAACGAUGAAUGAAUAAAUAAAUACACCAAUUUUUUAAAA